Penicillium antarcticum is the source of this 921-nucleotide messenger RNA. Its product is annotated as SDR family oxidoreductase. The record is from RefSeq and is a predicted model, not a curated record. Bases 1 to 921 code for a protein of 306 amino acids. Gene Ontology annotation, molecular function: acylglycerone-phosphate reductase (NADP+) activity; triacylglycerol lipase activity. Gene Ontology annotation, biological process: triglyceride catabolic process; phosphatidic acid biosynthetic process. Lineage: Eukaryota; Fungi; Ascomycota; Eurotiomycetes; Eurotiales; Aspergillaceae. Gene Ontology annotation, cellular component: lipid droplet; endoplasmic reticulum. The transcript has a single exon.
AUGGCUCGCACUGUUCUUAUCACCGGCUGCUCUGAGGGCGGCAUGGGUGCAGCACUAGCCAAGGAAUUCCACCAACAAGGCGACCGUGUGUUCGCAACCGCACGAAAUGUCUCUAAGAUGACCUCCCUCAAAGCCAUGGGAAUCGAGACCCUCAUCCUCGACGUUACAUCCGAGGAUUCGAUUCAGGCCUGCAUAAGCCAAGUCUCCUCCGUCACGGGUGGCUCGCUUGACAUUCUCGUGAACAACGCCGGCAAGGGCUUGUGUAUGCCAGCCAUGGACCUGUCCAUCCAGGAAGCCAAGGAGGUAUUUGACCUAAACUUCUGGGCAAUCCUCCGCAUGUCGCAAGUGUGUCUACCUCUUCUGCAACAGGCUGCACGGGCGCAUGGCCAUGCUCUACUUGUGAACCAGACCUCCGUCAGCAGCGUGUUGGGUGCUCCGUUUUGGAGUGCAUACAACACUUCAAAGGCAGCUGCCGCCAUGCUCAUUCAAAACAUGAGACUAGAGCUAGCGCCUUUCGACAUCAAGGUAAUCGAUCUGAAGACUGGUGGGGUGAAUACCAAUAUUCACGAUAACGACCCCGUCUGUCACCUUCCAUCAAGCUCUCCCUACACUGUUUUGCAGAGAGAGAUCGAGAAGUUUUCGACAGGUGAUAUGAACUCGGCUGGCCAGGAGCCUGGAGUCUGGGCAAAAAACGUUGUCAGCGACUUGAAGAAGCAUAAUCCGUCUAAUAUCAUCUGGCGCGGCAAGUCAUCAACUCAAAUCUGGCUCGCUUCACACCUCCCCAUUACUACUUUGGAUUCGACGAUGAAGAAGGUUGCGAGUCUCGACGUGUUGGAAAAAAAAGAUUCAUGGAAAAACGUUGCAAUGAGGUACUUGGCGGCAAGCAGAAAGGGGGAGUCACCAUGUUGUCCCGACAUGUAA